This is a messenger RNA of Cloeon dipterum, 4784 nucleotides long. It is a transcript of the gene tim, whose product is annotated as timeless. The record is from RefSeq and is a predicted model, not a curated record. Bases 241 to 3921 code for a protein of 1226 amino acids. The transcript is spliced from 25 exons. Gene Ontology annotation, cellular component: replication fork protection complex. Gene Ontology annotation, molecular function: DNA binding. Lineage: Eukaryota; Metazoa; Arthropoda; Insecta; Ephemeroptera; Baetidae. Gene Ontology annotation, biological process: DNA replication checkpoint signaling; replication fork arrest; entrainment of circadian clock.
CGCUCACUCGACAUUGGCAGUGCAGCGCUCUGAACGUUUGAACGUAUACAGCUCGACGGGUGAUUGAGUUGUUUUAAUUGUGCUCAGUGGAGAGCGAGUACUGUUACAGCCAAAUGCACCCAACUGCCCUCGUGCAAUUUACUUUGGCCUACCACUUCAUAGGUCCCGCGGCCGCUGGAUAAGCGCGACUCAACAAUUUGAGAAAAAUCAAGCUAAAAACCGAAAACAGACACAGCAACCAUGGAGUGGUUGCUCGGUGGGCCCCAACUUCAAAACACCGGUUCCCAACUGGGAAUGCAAGUCGGGAACACAUACCGCGUUCAGGACACUUGUCUUGAGACGCUGGUGGAAUUGUUGGCAAAACUUUCGGCUGAGGAUCGCACGUUGCGGACCUUUCGGCGGGCCUUAGGAUUCUCACAGAUAAUUCAGAAGGACUUGGUGCCGCUACUUAUACACGAGAAAAACGAUGUCAGGAUCAUUGACGCCUGCAUCCGUCUGCUGGUCAACUUGACCAUUCCGGUCGAGUGUCUGCUGCCGAUGGAGAUAAUGGCUCGCACAGACGCCGGUCGACACACCAUCUACGAGCUCAACAACUUGCUCUUCUCAGCCAAGGACGCUUUUGUCGAACCCAGGUCCACAAGGAGCAUCCUCGACUUCAUGCGCAAAAUCAUAGACCAGGAGGAAAAGCUAAGCCUGGAGCAGUGCGACGGCAUCAACAACUGCCUGCUGCUGGUACGUAACAUUCUGCACAUCCCUGAGCAGUGGCCCAUGGGCUCCCCUACAAACACACCAUGCAGCAAACAGAACCUCAUUCUGUGGAACCUGUUCGCCCAGGGCAUCGACAAGGUCCUCAUUCACCUGAUGACCUGCACACAGAGGGGAAUGUGGAGCAUCACGAUGGUCCAGUUGAUUGCUCUCACUUACAAAGACCAACAUGUAGGCACGCUGCAAAAACUCUUGAAUCUCUGGUUCGAGGCAUCACUAAGUGAAAGCUCGGAAGACAACGAGAGCAACACUUCUCCUCCAGAUCAAGGAUCAGGUGACUCUUCCCCGAUGCUGACCUCAGAUCCAACGUCAGAUUCGUCUGACAACAGCUCUGCCAGCACCAACAAGAGCAACAAUAUGGAAGUCGGUUGCAACAACAAGCAGCAUUGCCAGAGGAUGCACACCGACCACAUCAAAAAUCCAAACAAAAUGGCCGCAGAACUAGCACGCAAGGCUCAACCCGCAGGCCCUGCAGGUUCAGGCGCAGCCAGAGGCAAGGGAGGUGGUAGCAAAACUCAGCACAAAAAGGAUCGUCAGCACGGAGGAGAAUCUGAGGCCCAAAAGCAAACGGCAGCGAACCAAAAUUCAGAGCAGUCGAGUGGCAGCCCCAGCAUUGCCAGCUCGAGCAGCAGCAGUGGCAUCGGCAGCAGACCAUCCACAUCCACCUCGGUCGCAAUUUCGCAGCCCUCUCCUGGUUCCAGCAAUUCGAGCGGGAGGCCUCCGUCGCCAGUGCCGUCCACUUCAUCGUCUGGUGCGUCUUCCGCCUCUUUGCAGCCAGCCACGCCGAACAACAACCAGACCAAGCCAGGAGUCCCAGGAGUAGCCACGAACCCGCACGUGAAGCGGAGUUGCAUCUCCUCGUCUGAAAUGUCUGACUGCGGAUACGGCACCCAAGUCGAAAACCAAGAGUCCGUUUCUACCUCCAGCAACGAAGACGAUCUGCCGCAAAACAGGGGAAUGAAACCGGUGCACCAGAAGCCGCAUAAUCCAAACAAAAUCAGGCAACAAAAGCCGCCAACGUCGCUAUCGAACAGCGAUAAGAAAGAGUGGCGGCGCAAGAAGCUGGUCAAGCGGUCGCGGACAAAUAUACUGAACGUCAAAGCUCUGAUGCAGCACACGCCGACUGACGAGGACAUCUCGCACCUACUAAAGGAGUUCACGGUCGACUUCCUGCUCAAGGGCUACGGCCCCUUGGUGCAGGAACUCCACCUCCAGUUGCUCUCCGAGCUGGGCAUGCCAGUGGACACAUCGCAUUUUUUCUGGCUCGUUACGUACUUCCUAAAAUUCGCUUCGCAGCUUGAACUCGAGCUUGAGAACAUAGGGCCUGUUCUCUCGUCUCGGGUAGUUUCGUACCUUACCUUCGAAGGCGUUAAUUUAAGUGAGCAGCUGCAGUUAGCCCUGAUGCAACAAGAAAUGGAUCUCAAACCCUGCCUGCGGAGGCUGCAUUUGGUUGUCACCGCGAUCCGGGAGUUCAUUCAGGCAGUGGAAACCUAUCGGAAGUCAAAUCACUUGAGUCCAGAAGACAAAGAGUUUCUUUCACAGCUGCAAACUGAGAUCAGUACAAUGGGAGAUUUGCGCAAUUUGUUUGUGCUCCUGCUGAGACAAUACAAUCCAAGCAUGCAGAGCAAACAGUACCUUCAGGACCUGAUUGCCACCAAUCACAUCCUGCUCCUCUUCUUAGAAAACUGCUGCUCGAAAGGCUCGAGCUUUAACAUGACCGAGCAUAUCAGACAAUUUUCCACACCUGAAAUGAUGCUUCAGUAUGGGAGACUACUGGAAAGUUUCCAUGAGAACGGCAAAUUUGUGAAUGACUGCGUAUUUACGAUGAUGCAUCACAUCUCUGGAGACAUGAAUCAAGUCGGCGCUCUCUUUCAACCGGGAAUACUGAAAACCUUCUCACUCAUCUGGGAGCAGGACUUUGAAGUUUGCGAUGACUGGUCAGACUUGAUCGAGUAUGUGAUCCACAAGUUUGUGAACACUCCGCGCAGGGGUCACCCCAUGUUGCCACUCAGCAGCGUCGGUCCAGAGCUAAAAGUCGAGGAAGUCCCUCCUGAUCUACCUCAACCGCCAACGCUGGAACAAAAUUUGAGCAGAUGGACUAAGGAGGAAUGUGAUAUUCUGUACUGGUACUACGUGCAAAGCGCUCAGAGUGACGACCCAGUUGAUAACAUUCGCAACAUGUUUGUUGAGAAUGGUUCUUCAAGCAAAACCCGGGUCGCGAUAAUUGAGCAGCUUUACACGCAAGAUAUCAUACCGCAUGCCCAGUACCUCGACCUCCUGAAGCAGGAAGCAGUCGUAAGACUUAAAGGACUGCAAGGUCAGGUGAAUGAGAGCAUGGACGUGGUGGAAAUCUCCGGGUCCAGUACGCCCUCCGUCGUGCAGGUCAGCUCCUGCAACCUAGAAUCACAGGAAAAGCAGCAACAGAGCUCAGACAACAUUGUCAGCCUCAUCGCUCUGCUCACCGCAGAGAGUCACGCAUCGCAGAUCGUGUGGCUGCAGUCGGUUUUGCUGGAAAUGUGUUACGUGAAGCUGCACUACAAGACCCUGCACUCGACGCUGCACAGCUUCACCAUGGAGCCCGUUCCCUACCACUACUCGCUAAUGCGCCAGAGUGUGCCGCUGGUGCCGUGGAAUCUGGAACAGAGCACCGUGCUGGCGUAUCCACCCUUUGUGCUUUUGCUGCACAAGCUGGGCUUCCACCUACCCGGCGACGUUGGCAAGGUGUUUCCAAGGAUACCACACUUCUGGACGGCCGAAGUGCUCUACGCCACGGCCCUCAAACUCGGAGCCAUCAACACUUGUGCGUUGAAGUUCGACCCGCAGGAGUUGAACUCAAGCACAUGCAGUGCUUCGCAGCUGAUGUCGAUCAACGAAGCCGAGGAGACCAGUUUGCCAGGACCAUCGAUGAGCACUGGCAUUCACACUUUGCCAGCAACCUCAGCAGUUCCGUUCGCACCAAUGCCCGAGGGAAACGCUAAUUGGAUGCAACUUGUUACGAAGGCAAAGAGGGCGAGUAGGGAGCAAUCGCCGUCGCAGGACCUGGACUCGAGCCUCAGCAAAAUGUCCAUCUCAGACGACGACACCAACACGUCUGCCAGCGACGAGAACCGUAACAGAAAGUCACCAACAGAUUCGGAAAAUCAGUCUAACAUUUAAACCACAAGCAAACUUCACACACUAGACGUCAACAUGUGCGGGCACAUUCGACAUAUAUUUUUAUUUAAUUUUUUUAUCUAUCUCUAUCGUCUUUUUAUGGGUAUUGUUACCUCCAAUCUUGUCAGAUGUUUCCGUGUAUCUUAUGGUCUUUGGAACACACUCAACAGUCUUUUAAAACAGUCAUUUUUUGAUAGCUUUAUUCCUACACAACACGAUUUUGCAACAGGCAUACGCUCUUUCUAAAAUAGUAUUAGAGUACUUUUAGGGAGUUGCGUCGCAUGAAGUUUAUAUUAUUCUACUGUAAUUGUUUCGUGGAUUUGUUCAAGUGUUUCGCUUUUGAUAAGUAGUAAAAAGUUAACCCAAUUUAGGUUGAUUUUCCUAUUUGUGGUCCACGCAAUCGAGAGUUUGGUGAUGUGUUCUUUUUCUUGAAUUAAAUAAGCUUUAUUAAAUUAUAUUUUGGCGCGUUUGUUAACGUAAUUUUAGAUUGUGCCUACACACCGUGCGAGGUCUAAUUUUAAAACUAGAUGUGUAAGAUGGAAAUCUAAAAUCGAUUAUUCAAAAUAUUUUCCGAAUGACGUUUUGAGAAUUACCGAGAACAGGCGUGGAAAUUGUCAUUUUUGAUGAUUUUCCAUGAUUCAUCAGAUGUACAUAUAUAAUUCGUACGUUUCCAGGUCCUUUAAUGUUAUUUCAAAAAUUUAACUAAAGGAAACGAAAAUCAGGUUGUUGUAAAGAGAAGCAAGACAAGCAUUACAUGAAAUAUAUACACUCUGCGAUGUUAAAUUAAAUUUAUAAAAAUAUCCCCUUUGGUGGAACGUGUAAUUCCAUAUAAAAAAAUAAAGGAAUAGCUGUGAACUAAAAAAUGA